Messenger RNA from Sphaeramia orbicularis (orbiculate cardinalfish), 2364 nucleotides. RefSeq names its product E74-like factor 3 (ets domain transcription factor, epithelial-specific) (gene elf3). The transcript has 9 exons. The coding region runs from base 167 to 1309 and encodes 380 amino acids. Gene Ontology annotation, molecular function: sequence-specific DNA binding; DNA-binding transcription factor activity, RNA polymerase II-specific. The record is from RefSeq and is a predicted model, not a curated record. Gene Ontology annotation, cellular component: nucleus. Gene Ontology annotation, biological process: cell differentiation; regulation of transcription by RNA polymerase II. Lineage: Eukaryota; Metazoa; Chordata; Actinopteri; Kurtiformes; Apogonidae.
AUAAAGAACAAGAAGUGGGAAGAUUUAUCAGCAGGUGCAUGUUUGCUUCAGACACAGACGUGAAACAGAGGAAAGGACUGAGCAGAACACUGUGAACACUUGUGGACGGCUGUGGACUGUCUGUUCUUUGCAUCACAGUUGGGCUCACAUCAUAAUCAGUGCAGUCAUGUCGUCGCUGUGCCUCAGCAGUGUCCUGACCCAUGCAAACCUCACCAUGUACCAAAACGGAGCUCCUGACGUCCUGCCCCCCCCUCCUGCUUCACUGCCCAGCAUCAACAGCCUGCACAUCAGCAACAUGUCAUACACGCCCAGCGCCAACGCCCAGUGGUACCGAGACGUCAACCCACACUGCUGGACAGCAGACAAUGUUCUGAAGUGGAUCAGUGACAAUGCUGACAGCAUCAGCUUUGAUGCCAGUACAUUGAGCCUGGACUACUGCGCCAUGGACGGCCCCGCCCUCUGCCAGAUGAGCAGGGACGACAUUACGGGGGUCUUCGGUCCACAACUGGGCCCCAACCUCCACCACAGUCUACAGGAACACAAGGCCAAAUACGAGCUGCAGAGUCUGUCUGGACCAGAGUUGAAUGAGACCUGCAGGCUCCUGGACAACUUCCUGGACAACCUGAAGUUUCCUUUACUCAGCAGCAUCGUCAUUGGCCAAGCUGAAGAAGUCAUCCCCAAAAGAGAGUUGGACUAUGGAGACGAUUAUGAGCUGAACAGCCUGACCAUGGACACUCUGGCAGAUGCAGAGUACCUGUCAGACAAUCUGUCUGACAGUGAAUACAGCUCCUCCUCUGGCAGUGGAAUGUUUUCCUCCUCCAGCCUCGGCUCUCCAGAGUCUGGCAGCUGUGAAUCUGAUCCAGAGUUUCCCUACCCUCUGACUUCAAAGGUCCACAUCAAAUCAGAGAAAGUUGAGUCUCGACUGAAGCGACCACGGGGUCGACCUCCAAAAACCAGCAGAGAAUUCAGCAGCACCAUCUACGACAGUCCCAAGAAGAGCAAACAUGCACCUCGUGGAACUCACCUGUGGGAGUUCAUCAGGGACAUUCUGAUCCAUCCAGAGAAGAACCAAGGCCUGAUGAAGUGGGAAGACCGAAGGGAGGGGGUCUUCAAGUUCCUUAAGUCUGAGGCUGUGGCACAGAUGUGGGGUCAGAAGAAGAAGAACAGCAGCAUGACAUAUGAAAAGCUCAGCCGGGCCAUGAGGUACUAUUAUAAGAGGGAGAUCCUGGAGCGAGUUGAUGGGAGGAGGCUUGUUUACAAGUUUGGAAAGAACUCCAGUGGAUGGAAGGUGGAGGAACUGGGCAUGUGACUAACCCCACCCAACAAUGGUCACGGACGGCUGAACAGAACCCUAACCCUAACCAGCCCAUUGUACAAGUGUGUCAGGAACAGCAAAUGGCCUGAAUGGAAGGUCGCUGCCACAAAAUGUUUAAGACACUAACUUCCUCUGUAGAGGAAGGUGUUACAGAAACUGUAAGCCAGUGUUUUUGGCUCUAGUAGGUUUUAUGAACCAACAUAUGUUGUACUGGUCUUUUUUUUUUGUCUUUUUUCUACUGUACAGAGAAUUAUAUCCAGUGUUUUCUGUUUGUUUGUUUGUUUUUUAAAUUUUCUGCAGUGAUGGAAGUUUAAUACCAUCUGAAUUGUUGGCAAAUAGGCAUUAAUAUAUUAAUAACUGUAUUAGGCCACUACAAACGUCUUCUUUUUUUUAUUUUACUUUUUUUGCUGAUGAUUGCUGUCAAAGAGCUAAUAACUGAGUUUUCCAAGCCUUAAAGUGACUUGGACUGAGUUUGGUAUUGAGUGAACUCCAUAUGAAGGGAAGGGGAAGGAAGGAAGGAAGGAAGGAAGGAAGGAAGGAAGGAAGGAAGGAAGAAAGAAAGAAAGAAAGAAAGAAAGAAAGAAAGAAAGAAAGAAAGAAAGAGUCCACAGUAAGGAUGUGUUGUUGGCCUGACUUCUUCUAAAGUGUGUUUACUAUCCCUUUAAGUAGCGUCUAGUGUGAGACUGAUUCAGCCAUGUGCCUGUAAGUCUUAUAUAUGUCACUGCAUCCUGUAGAAAUGAUUUGCAUGAAUCAGUCAUAAAUGUGUUGUGUCCUGUUCAUGCACUUAUUUCAGUGUAAUUCUUCCACUUCGCUGUCAUCUUAUGUACAAUAUGUGGAGUAAGUUUUAUAUCAUUUAUGGUAUCUCUUAAUGUAUGACAUAUUGUUUUAUGAAAAUGCUUUUCUAUAGAAAUAAAAUUUGACAUUUGUUGAGCUGUUGUUUUUAGUUUUAUUUGUGCUUUGUGGAACAGUCCUAAAAGGUGGAAUAUGUAAAUAUCAAAAAUGAUUGUAAGUAGGUUGUGACACAUGAAUAAAAAUAGCAGUUAUCAACA